UGGGAACUACCAACAAGGACCACAUGAAGGAAUUGUGAAAAUUUCGUGCAUGUACAUAACAUCCCGCCAAACAACUGUGCGGUCGGGAUUCGGUCGGGAUUCGGGGCAGGUGCAGGUGGACGAGGGUAGAAGGCGGGGGCGAAUGCUCUGUGCAAGUACGUGCUGUGGGAGAAGAGGGACUUGAGAGGAGAGGAGUUCACGGCGUUCAUGGAUGGGUUAUACGCGAGUUUGCGGGCGGUGAUCAAGAGCGCCGACGAGCUAGAGAACAUUGACGCUCUUAUCGAUGAGAAGCUGGGCGAGCACUCUGCCAAGUUGAACAAGGUCGACACUUUUCUCACUGACAGUUACCUGUUUGUUGAGGUUAAGAGAGAGGAGGAGGAGGAGGAGGAGGAGGAGGACAGGCUGCUGCUUGCGGCAAAUGCCUUUGUUGUUGGCCAUGAUCUUCUUCUGAAAGUCGGGAACACUGUCACCUCUGGCUUAACUGCGAAGACGGUUUUGAUGAGAUGGUGGCGCCUGCAUUAGACUGGCUUGUUGAGAACUCUCCUCACAAACGCGCAGCAGCAAUCCUCUUGAAGGUGUGCUAAGCUCUCUUUGUCUUGGUUCCCUUUUUCUGAUCGGUUGCGCAGCAGUGUUUCCUUCUUAUAUUUUGGAAUAUGUCUGCAACACAUUCUAGCUAUUUUUUGCAGGGAAAGCUUAUAAAGGUACCCUGCGGGGCUCCUAGUCUGGUCUCUACUUGUGACAUGGGGUGCCUGAGUGCGGCGGACAUGUUUGCUUCAGACUGUGUGUGUGCCAUGUUAUAGAUGGUCGAGAUUCGGCGGUUUAGAG
Molecule: messenger RNA, 825 nt
Organism: Chara braunii
Lineage: Eukaryota; Viridiplantae; Streptophyta; Charophyceae; Charales; Characeae
Source: the annotation of a GenBank genome assembly